UGGGAAGGAACUAAGGACAACACUGAAAUGUUCUCAGACCAAAACACCUGGAUUUGUCUGCAAAAACCACCCAAAUUGUCUACUACAGCUAGCCACUCAUUUUAACACCCAUCCAUGUGCCAAGGCCAUCUGACUUGUUUGUUUGUAAGAAGUAUGAGGGGGAUGUAAUAUUACAGACAAAAUGAAUACCCAGAUAAUCAGUAGUCUUGCAGAAAUAGUAGGGAAGGGAAAAAGAGUGUUUUCUAUUUAAAUCGAGCCAUCCUGCUGUCAUUAAAAAUCUAAAUAGUUCAGCUUUGUGGAAGGAUUUAAUGGUAGCACUUCAGUCAUAAUCAGCUUAGAAGGACUCGCAUAACUGUGUGGUCUGAAGAAUAGAAAAAAGAAGCCAGAGUUCAAACUCUCCACAGAAACAGGCACUGAGAGCUGUGUGGUACAGAAUCACCACACUGUCCUGAAGAGUUGGUUUUUGGCUAUUGUAUGCACCAGAAAUGCCUGUGGAUUUCAGUGGUUACUGGAAAAUGGUCAGCAAUGAAAAUUUUGAGGCAUAUAUGAAAGCAUUAGAUGUAAACAUUGCUGUAAGAAAAAUAGCAAACUUGCUAAAACCUGACAAAGACAUCAUUCAGAAAGGGGAUCAUAUGAUCAUUAAAACGCUAAGUACUUUUAGAAACUACAUCAUGGAAUUUGAUAUAGGAAAGGAGUUUGAGGAGGAUUUGACUGGAUUGGAUGAUCGCAAAUGCAUGACCACUGUGAGCUGGGAUGGAGAUAAGCUUUUUUGUGUACAGAAAGGAGAAAAAGAAGGUCGGGGUUGGACCCAGUGGAUCGAAGGAAAUGAACUGCACCUGGAAAUAAGAGCAUGUGGAACCACAUGUAAGCAAGUCUUCAAGAAGGUGCAGUGAACCUGAUCUACAGAUACAGAUUUUAAAAAAAAAGAAGAACAGAAUUGCAACCAAAGCUGGGCAUGAGUAUACCCUUAGCAUCUAGAGGGCAGAUUUAGAUCAGCAUGAAGUUAGAACUGUGUAGCGUUCUCUUUCUGUAAUAUAGAUAAUUUUAUUUCUUUAAAAAAAAUCAUUCCAAGUACAUACAAUUAAAAGAACUUGGUCAUACAUGCAUGCACACCUAACUUCUCAGUAACACAAAGAUAAGGUAUGUAACUAGAUUCUUUGGUACAAAAACAGACCCAUUUCUCAUAUGCAGCAAGACCAUUUUACAUAACUAUAGUCAUAUAGAGGGGCCUUAAGGUAAACUGUUUCACAGUCAAAAUAGUGCUGAGUGGCCUUACUGUAAAAUCCUAGUAAAGAAUCAGAUCCAAAGUAUUUUGUGGCUCAAAAAUAAAAAGUGAAAUUCUUGCUCCAUUGAAGUCAAUGAAGUCACCGACUUCAGCAAAGCAGUGUUUCACUUCUAACUGUUCUAGCAGAUGUGAAAGACUGUGGGUUUGUAAAAGUUAAACAAUGACGUGGACCAAUAAUCUGGGAAAAUAGUGCUUAAUAAAAUAGCAUGGCCAAAGAGCAAUUCUUUUUAGGGGUUUUAGCCAAUGCUUGGUACAUUGAUUUUGUUUUUGGUUUUUUUAAUUUUGAACAGAAUAGCUAGUGGGUAACACUAUAUGGCUUCUUUCUUUUUCUUUUUAAAAGCAGCUGCUAGGAAUUGUGUAAAAUCUCAUACCAGGCAGAAGAUUAAAUCUUUAACUAGAAUUUUAUUAGGACAUACCAAAUUAUCUGUAUUCUGGUACUGAGGGAAGAGCAGAGUAUAAUACUGAAUUGACAGUUGUAAGUCCAUGUUACACUGAUAAUAAUAUUAUUGCAAUUAAUAUAUUAAAAAUUUAAAACAGA
Alligator mississippiensis (American alligator) is the source of this 1823-nucleotide messenger RNA. It is a transcript of the gene RBP1, whose product is annotated as retinol binding protein 1. NCBI's taxonomy places the organism in Eukaryota, Metazoa, Chordata, Crocodylia, Alligatoridae. Gene Ontology annotation, biological process: fatty acid transport. Gene Ontology annotation, cellular component: cytosol; nucleus. Gene Ontology annotation, molecular function: fatty acid binding. The record is from RefSeq and is a predicted model, not a curated record. The transcript is spliced from 4 exons. The coding region runs from base 486 to 893 and encodes 135 amino acids.